Messenger RNA from Chaetomium globosum CBS 148.51, 2178 nucleotides. RefSeq lists its product as uncharacterized. Bases 1 to 2178 code for a protein of 725 amino acids. Gene Ontology annotation, molecular function: exopolyphosphatase activity; endopolyphosphatase activity. Gene Ontology annotation, biological process: polyphosphate catabolic process. Gene Ontology annotation, cellular component: membrane; fungal-type vacuole. The record is from RefSeq and is a predicted model, not a curated record. The transcript has 2 exons. NCBI's taxonomy places the organism in Eukaryota, Fungi, Ascomycota, Sordariomycetes, Sordariales, Chaetomiaceae.
AUGCCUCUUGGACGCGUUUUGGCUGUGGUACUACUGUGCCAUGGCGUCAUAGCCGGCCCGUCGGGGCCUGUGGCGGACCAAACUCUUCCAGCGCGCUCUGCCCCGCGAAAGCUACACGGCAGGUUCCUGCAUAUCACGGACAUCCAUCCGGAUGAGUACUACAAAGUACACUCGUCCACCGAUGAAGAUGACGGGUGCCACAGGGGCAGAGGCCCUGCAGGUCCCUACGGCGCCGAAACAUCCGACUGCGACAGCCCCUUCUCCCUCGUGAACGCGACCUUUGACUGGAUCGACGCGAAUCUCAAAGAUAAUAUCGACUUUAUCGUCUGGACCGGCGACAGCGCGCGCCAUGAUCGCGACGAGAACCUGCCCCGCAAUGCCGACCAGGUCCUCGGCACCAACAGGUGGAUCGCCGACAAAUUCGUCGACAUGCUUGCCGACAAGAGCGACAAGGGCAUGACCAUCCCGGUUGUGCCGAACUUUGGGAACAACGACAUCCUGCCGCACAAUAUCCUCCUCCCGGGGCCCAACAAGUGGUUCCAGCACUACUUGCAAAUCUGGCGCCAUUUCAUCCCCGAGGAGCAACGUCAUAGCUUUGAAUUCGGAGGGUGGUUCAAUGUCGAGGUGAUCCCAAACAAACUGGCCGUAUUUAGUCUGAAUACUCUCUACCUUUUCGACCGCAAUGCCGGCGUCGACGGCUGCGCGAGCCCCUCGGAACCGGGGUACAAGCAGAUGGAAUGGCUCAGGGUGCAGCUGCAGUUCAUGCGAGACCGCGGCAUGAAGGCUAUCCUGAUGGGGCACGUUCCGCCGGCCAGAACGGACAGCAAGAUGCUGUGGGACGAGACGUGCUGGCAAAAAUACUCGCUCUGGAUGCACCAAUUCCGGGACGUGGUGCUGGUCGGGUUGUACGGGCACAUGAACAUCGACCAUUUCCUGAUACACGACAAGAAUGAGAUCAACAUCGCUGCGCUGGACGGGUCGUCUGAGUUUGGGACCCGCGAGGCGAUGGACGAUGAGCUGACGGCACAGUCUGCGUCGGACUACCUGAUGGAGUUGCGCUCUGACUGGGCUAAGCUCGACCCCCCCGCAUCCGGCAAGGAGGUCAACAAGGAGGGCAAACGCAAGAAGGGCAAGGACCGUAAGGACCCCUGGGGCGAGCGCUACCACCUGUCUCUGGUCAGCCCCAGCGUCGUGCCGACUUACUUUCCCACUCUGCGUGUAUUCGAAUACAACAUCACCGGCCUCGAAGCCACGCCUCUCUGGAGAGACGCAGCCCAAGGGGGGAGCCAAGGUACCGGCAGCACAAGCCAAAAACACAUCGAACUCCGCCAACUCCCCACCGACUCCAACCCUGACUUCGACCCCGAUUCCGACCUCGAGACCGACGACCCCACCGUCGCCACCACCAGAAAGAAACACAAGAAAGGCAAAAAGAAGAAACACGGCAAACCCAAAAAGUCCCCCCCCAAAGACAAAGACCCCAACCUGCACAUCCCCCUCCCCCCCUCCAAAUCCGCCCCGCCAGGGCCAGCCUACUCAGUCCAGCCCCUCACCCUGACGGGGUACACGCAGUACUUCGCCAACCUCACGCACAUCAACAACCUCAAUCUGACCGCCGCCACCCACACCCCCGACAACAACGGAGACGGGAGGAGCAGCAGCAGCUGGUGGAGCUGGAGGAAUCUGGACCUGGACCUGUUGGAGUGGGACGGCUGGCUGCUACGCUGGCGCAAGGGCAAGCACGGCGGCAAGAAACCCGUGGUGGUGCCGCGGCCUACGCCGCCGAGGGAGUUUGCGUUUGAGGUGGAGUAUUCGACCUUUGAGGACGCUAUUUAUCGACUGGGGGAUCUUACUGUGAAUAGUAUGGUGGGGUUGGCGGUGAGGAUGGGCGGGCCGGCGGGGGGGAAGGGGCUGGUUGCUGGUGGUGAUGCUGCCGAUGCCGAUGCCGAUCCUGCGAGUGGUGAGGAGGGUGAGGAGGUUUGUGAUGAUGAUGAUGAUGACGAUGAUGAUGAUUAUGAUGGGGAGGCGGGGGCGGAGAAGAAAAAAAAGAAAGGGAAGGGCAAGAAAGAGAAGGGAAAGAAGGGGAAGAAGAAGAGACAGAACAAGACGUGGUUGCACUUUUUGAGGCACGCGUUUGUUGGCACCCUGGAGAAGGAUGACCUCGAGGAUUUUAUGUGA